Molecule: messenger RNA, 2776 nt
Organism: Penaeus indicus
Lineage: Eukaryota; Metazoa; Arthropoda; Malacostraca; Decapoda; Penaeidae
Gene: wds
Product: WD repeat-containing protein 5
Exons: 8
Coding region: 85-1062 (325 amino acids)
Biological process (GO): transcription initiation at RNA polymerase II promoter
Cellular component (GO): transcription factor TFIID complex
Molecular function (GO): protein binding; RNA polymerase II general transcription initiation factor activity
Source: RefSeq, a predicted model, not a curated record
UAUUAUAUAACAUGAUGAAAUUUAAUGUUUCAGGAAUGCUGUAGAAUAUAGCUGCAGUUUUAUUAGUCAAAAUUUGACCUCAACAUGUCAGAAGAACAGAGAAGUGGUGGAGAAAACAGCUCCAGCACAAAACCAGCCAGUCAUACACUUAAACCAAACUACAUACUAAAAUACACACUUUCUGGGCAUUCUAAAGCAGUUUCGUCAGUCAAGUUCAGCCCAACAGGAGAUUGGCUAGCAAGUUCCUCGGCUGACAAAGUUAUCAAGAUAUGGGGAGCUUAUGAUGGAAAGUUUGAAAAGACUUUGUCAGGACACAAACUGGGUAUCAGUGAUGUAGCUUGGUCUCAUGACAGCAGACUCCUUGUAUCUGCCUCAGAUGACAAAACCUUGAAAAUAUGGGAACUGGCUUCUGGCAAAUGUGUGAAAACACUGAAAGGACACAGCAAUUAUGUGUUCUGCUGUAACUUCAACCCACAGUCCAACCUUAUUGUCUCAGGCUCAUUUGAUGAAAGUGUACGAAUUUGGGAUGUUAAAACUGGCAAGUGUUUAAAAACCCUUCCAGCCCAUUCGGAUCCAGUCAGUGCAGUUAACUUCAAUCGAGAUGGCACACUUAUUGUUUCUAGUAGUUAUGAUGGGUUAUGUCGAAUCUGGGACACCACUUCUGGGCAGUGCCUCAAAACACUCAUUGAUGAUGACAAUCCACCUGUCUCCUUUGUAAAGUUCUCUCCUAAUGGGAAAUAUAUAUUGGCAGCAACCUUAGAUAACACAUUAAAACUCUGGGACUAUAGUAAAGGCAAAUGCCUCAAAACCUACACAGGGCACAAGAAUGAAAAGUAUUGCAUAUUUGCCAAUUUCUCAGUAACAGGAGGAAAGUGGAUUGUCUCUGGAUCAGAAGAUAACCUUAUCUAUAUUUGGAAUUUACAAACCAAAGAAAUUGUUCAGAAAUUAGAAGGCCAUUCAGAUGUUGUACUAUGUACAGCCUGCCAUCCGACGCAGAACAUCAUUGCUUCCGGAGCAUUAGAAAAUGACAAAACAAUCAAACUGUGGAAGAGUGACACUUAAAGGAACAUUCUAGAAACCCCUUUUUUCUCUCUCUUUCAUUUAUUAUCAUUAUUAUUAUUAUUUCAUUAUUAUUAUUUUUUUCAUGCCUUAUGUCAAGAGUAAUUUUGCAAAGAUGUUUUGAGUUUAUGGCUUAAAAUGAAAGAAUGUUUUAUAGGUUUUGUCUUUAUUUUUUAUCCCAAGAUAUUUUUGGCUUAAAGCAAAAGAAUGUAGAUCUUGCCUUUAUUUUGUAUUUCAUUUUUUUUUCCUUUGCUUUCAGUCUCUCCUCACUCUUCAACAAUGUUUUUGGCUUGGUUUCAUUCUGUGGUAAAAGUAUAUAUUUUUUUAACCUCAACAUAUUACUAUACAAUAUAUAUGUCUAGUCUCAAAAGCAUGUCCAAAUUCCUCCUAAACAGAAAUCUAACCUGUUAGAUUUUAUCAGUUUUUAACCUACUAACUACUGUGGAAUCCUAUCAACUUUUGGCAUAACAUCAGCCAAAUGAUAUUUAUUGUGUCUAUUUAUAUUUGCACACUCGUUUUACAAGAAUGUCCUCAUUCUUAGUUGUUGGUAGAAUACUUGCUAUUUUUUUUAGACUACUCAAAAAAUUAGGAAAAUGUCAAAGAGAAAGAAAGAUGAGAAAGUGAGUACUUUUUUUUUCUCUGUCAUUCAUUACUGUAUGCAUGUACUUCCUUAUAUAUUUAUUUUUUUCUUUUAUGACGCUUUUAACCCUUUGUUCGCGGGUAGCAUCUACUAUGAUGCCAUGGCGGCAUAGCACCAGUGCCGUAGGUGCCAUCCUUACAGAUGUGGCCCAUACAGAUAUACCUGUUUGGCAGACCACACAGCCACCAAAAAGGGCUGCACACAUUGGGUUAACAAGGCUUAUAUAAACACUAGAACUUUAUGAAAAACAGAUGAAGACAAAAAAAAGCACCUUCGAGAUUCCAUUUGAACAAUAUACUGUGAAAGAAAGAUCAAGUGACAUACAAAAGACAUGGAUCCUACUAAAGGUUACAGGUAGAACAGAUUUUCAAGGGACAAUGAGACCUUUAGGUGCUGAUUAGGAUUUUUAUCCCCCCCCCCCAAAAAAAAAAAAAAAAAAAAAAAAAAAAAAAAUCAUAUCCAAUUUAUUUUUUUGAAAAUAAAUUUAGCAGUUGUAGUUCCCAAAUCAUAAGUAAGGCCUCAUAUAACUAGAAAGAUAUUAGAAAGGAAAUGAAUAAUGCAAGAAAAAUGUUUUGCCUUCUGUGAAUAUUUCAUUUGUGGAAGAGAUUAGUAUGUAUUGUAUUAUGUAUGUUUGGGGUUACUGAGGAAAGUCAUUUUCUUGUCUAUUUUCCAUUUUCUUCAUUACUUGAUUUUAAGAGUAUAUUUUACAAUGUUUAUUUUCAAUAUCCUAUUCCAUCUUGUGUUUUGUCGAUUCCCAGUGUUGUAAGAAGUGAAUAAAAACUGAUAGUGAAAGAAAAGGCAUUUGGGAAUAACAAGUCUCAUGAGAUACAACAUGAAGAUCAGUAAACAUCAAUUUAUAAUGAUGGAAAUCAUGAUUGAUAUGUCGUGUUGAUGUAUGCAUAUUUAUUUUUUAAAAUUAUUUUUGACCAUUAUAUUUAUUAUUUUUCUCUUUAGUUGCCAUACUCUUUCAACAUUCUGUACUUUAUCAGUUUUAUGUAAUGUUCUCUGUAUUAUUUACUCUGAAACUGUAAAGUAAUGUGACAUACUGUAUAUUUGAUAAAAAAAAAAUACAUGAAA